This is a messenger RNA of Polistes canadensis, 1132 nucleotides long. RefSeq names its product kidney mitochondrial carrier protein 1 (gene Bmcp). The record is from RefSeq and is a predicted model, not a curated record. NCBI's taxonomy places the organism in Eukaryota, Metazoa, Arthropoda, Insecta, Hymenoptera, Vespidae. Gene Ontology annotation, biological process: transmembrane transport. The transcript has 8 exons. Bases 217 to 1113 code for a protein of 298 amino acids.
UUUCUGGUUGACGAAUGAGCUCUCGUGACCGUAUACGAGGGAGAAUAUUUUAAAUUAAUCUUUUUUAAGUAUAGAUUGACAUUGUUAUAUACAUAUUUUUUUUGUGGGAAAAGAAUUUCAUUAUUAUUGCAGUGAUAUUUAAGAAAAUCAAUAUAAAUUGUUAUACUUGUUAAACGUUUGUUGUAGAAUUUAUUGCUCAAAAAAUAACCUAAGGUGAUGGGAGAAAGACAAUCUAGACAAUCUAACGAUUGGCGACCUUUUGUUUAUGGAGGCCUUGCUUCUAUCGUUGCAGAGUUAGGUACUUUUCCUUUGGAUACAACAAAAACACGUUUGCAAGUGCAAGGUCAAAAAUUAGAUAGAAAGCAUGCACAUUUAAAGUAUUCUGGUAUGACUAACGCUUUAUUUCAAAUAUCUAAAGAAGAAGGAUUCCGAGCUUUAUAUUCUGGGAUUAGUUCCGCUAUUCUUAGACAAGCUACGUAUGGAACAAUAAAGUUUGGAACAUAUUAUUCGCUGCAAGAAAUCGCUACAAAAAAAUGGGGAACAGAUGAUGCAGUACUUAUUAAUAUUAUAUGCGCAGCAUUAGCUGGUGCAAUAUCAAGUGCAAUAGCUAAUCCUACCGAUGUGAUAAAAGUUCGUAUGCAAGUAACAGGUAUCGAUGCUAAUUUAUCCUUAAUGAGUUGCUUCCAAGAUGUUUAUCAACAUGAAGGCAUACGUGGCUUAUGGAGGGGUGUAGGGCCAACUGCUCAAAGAGCGGCCAUUAUCGCGGCGGUAGAAUUACCUAUUUAUGACUUUAGUAAGAGUAAAUUUAUGGAAUUUCUUGGGGACAGCGUUAGUAACCAUUUUGUAUCUAGUUUUAUCGCCAGUAUGGGUAGUGCAGUCGCUUCUACUCCCAUAGAUGUUGUACGUACACGACUGAUGAAUCAAAGAAGAGUAUCAACUUCUAGUGGCAAAUUACCACCUCAUAUUUAUACUGGAAGUAUGGAUUGUUUCAUUCAGACCAUAAAAAAUGAAGGAUUUUUUGCAUUGUAUAAAGGAUUUAUACCAACAUGGUUUAGAAUGGGUCCAUGGAAUAUUAUAUUCUUUAUUACUUACGAACAAUUGAAACAACUUUAAUCAUUAGUAGCUUAUCUUA